Vigna umbellata (rice bean) is the source of this 1180-nucleotide messenger RNA. RefSeq lists its product as uncharacterized. Lineage: Eukaryota; Viridiplantae; Streptophyta; Magnoliopsida; Fabales; Fabaceae. Gene Ontology annotation, biological process: alanyl-tRNA aminoacylation. Gene Ontology annotation, molecular function: alanine-tRNA ligase activity; nucleic acid binding; ATP binding. The record is from RefSeq and is a predicted model, not a curated record.
UUAUCAAUCACGUCAAAAUCGGUGACUAUUUGAGUAUGAAGCAUUUACGGGGUCAGGUAUGAUCCGAAACGAAGAACCAUAGAUUCAGGAUUCGGUUAUGGCCAUGGAUUUGUACAAGAAUCCCACGAAGCUCGAAUACUACGAUGACAUGUGGAGCCUCCAGUGCACUGCCACAUUAUUAUCUCACUUCAAGGGCGAUGAUGGUAGACAUGUUUUGAUCUUGGACCGUACGAUAUUCCAUCCGCAAGGAGGUGGUCAACCCGCGGAUACUGGCUUUGUACUCAUUCAUGGCUUAGAAAACAAAUUUCUGGUAUCUGAUGUUCGAUCCAAAGAUGGAAUUGUUUUUCACUAUGGGCUCUUUGAGAAUUUGGGAGGGGAAUUUGAGCCUACACACGAGAAAGGGAAUGAGGUUUCACUGUUUGUUGACGAGCAGAGGCGAAAACUGAACUCCAGAUUGCAUUCAGCGGGACAUUUGCUUGAUAUUUGUCUGCAAAGAAUAGGAUUGGGUCAUUUAGAGCCUGGCAAAGCCUACCAUUUUUCUGAUGGGCCUUGGGUUGAAUAUAAGGGUACAGUUCCACAAAAGGAAUUGCAGAGUAAGCAAAAGGAUCUAGAGCUGGAGGCCAAUGCAUUAAUUUCCUCGGGAGAAAGAAUUUCUGUUGAUGUAUUACCAUACGAUGAAGCUGCUAAGAUUUGCGGAGGGAGUCUUCCUGAUUAUAUUUCUAAGGAAAGCACACCUCGCAUUGUGAGGAUAGGAGAUAAUCCUGGCUGCCCAUGUGGUGGUACUCAUGUUGCUGACAUUUCAGACAUCGUACAAAUUAAGGUCUCGCAAAUUCGCUCGAAGAAGGGGCAAACAAAAGUCUCUUACAAAGUGGAAUCCUAGUUAUAUGCGGUUGAGUCUGCUGCUGUGAAACUGCUAUUUUAGCUCCGUACUUUUCUGACUACUCUCUGAUAAGCAUCGCCGAAAACUAGCUGAUUGUAGUUUCUAUUUAGGUCCUCAAUAAAUAAACUUCUUUUGUAAACAUUUACAAAAGAAAACAAGAUUGUAAAAGAAACAAAGAUUUUAUUCAAGUUAAAAUCAUCUCAUGUAUUAUGUAACUGAGAAAAAAUGUCAUUGUAUCUUAGUUUACUCCUACUCACAUGACACACCAUUAUCCGCUUCGACAUGCCAUAUUCUCUUCAA